Messenger RNA from Cladophialophora yegresii CBS 114405, 2004 nucleotides. RefSeq lists its product as uncharacterized. Gene Ontology annotation, cellular component: nucleus. The record is from RefSeq and is a predicted model, not a curated record. Gene Ontology annotation, biological process: ubiquitin-dependent protein catabolic process; protein ubiquitination; mRNA processing. Bases 1 to 2004 code for a protein of 667 amino acids. Gene Ontology annotation, molecular function: nucleic acid binding; ubiquitin protein ligase activity; zinc ion binding. Lineage: Eukaryota; Fungi; Ascomycota; Eurotiomycetes; Chaetothyriales; Herpotrichiellaceae. The transcript has 3 exons.
AUGGCUUCCUACGUAUAUUUCAAAUUCAAGUCGCAAAAGGAGCCUCAGCGUGUAACCAUUGAUGGACCUCACACGGAUGUCUGGAAUCUCAAGCGUGAAAUCAUCAGCAUUUCCCGUCUAGGAGACGGCACCGACUUUGACCUCAAGAUCUACAAAGAAAAUAGCAAUGAAGAAUACACCGACGACACCGAAAUUAUCCCCAAAGACUCAACAGUCCUUGCUCGAAGAUUACCCGCAUCGGCCCCAGGCAAGGGACGUGCUGCUCGUUAUGUGUCUGGAAAACCGCCUGUCAGUGCAAAGCCUUCUGUGGCGGCUUCAGCAAGCAGAGUGGUCAAGACAGUGGACAUGGAUAAAGCAAUGACGGAGGAGGAGAAAUUAAAAGCCAUGCUCCAGUUCACCGAUGCGCAAUGGCAACAAAAGCAGGAAGAAAUGUCACAUGAAACUCGGGUACCUAUGCAAGGGAAGCCCUUCAACAAGAAGGCGAACGUGCCGGAAGGCGAACCACCUCAUGGGUACAUUUGUUACCGCUGUGGCAAGAAAGGCCAUUGGAUCCAAGCAUGUCCAACGAAUGAUGACACCAAAUAUGACAACAAGAACCGUAUCAAACGGACGACUGGGAUUCCUCGUUCCAUGCUGAAAAAGAUCGACCAAGCAGAUAUCGACAAGCUUGACGACGCACAAAGACAAAACCUCAUGGUAAAUGCUGAAGGAGAAUAUGUCUUUGCUCAAGCGGACGAGAAAGCUUGGAGAAAGCAUCUUGAACAAGUCAAAGCCUCUGAGGCGGCCCAGAAGAAACAAAACCUUGGUGACCGAGAGCUGCAGGAUCGAGGCUUGGAAUGCCCGAUCGACAAGCGCUUGUUUGUAGAUCCAAUGAAGACACCUUGUUGUGGGAAGACAUAUUGUCAUGACUGUAUCGAGAACGCAUUGCUUGAGAAUGAUCUCACAUGCCCUGGCUGUGAGACAGAGAAUAUCAGCCUUGAGCGCCUCGAGCCUGAUGCGGAGAUGAAGAAGAAAAUCAAAGAAUAUGAAGCCGAAAAGGCUGAUUCAAAGCAACGGUCUCGAAGCCCUACACUAGCAGCCAAUUCGCCGGAAGACAAUGCUUCACCCGCUGGUUCCAGACCUGGUUCCCGCGAUGGUACUGGUACUCCUCAGUCGACGAAUGGUUCGGCUAAGAAGCGCAGUGCGAGUGAAGUUGACGGCUCUACGUCUAUCAGCAAUCUCGCGGCUCCGGCUAUGAAGCGUCAAAAAUCCGGGGACGCGGUAUCAUCGUCUACGCCUCAUCCCGAUGGCAUUCAGGGACCAAAUAAUGAUAGCGCCAAGGAGGCUGCUUCCACAUCUGAGACCGCUAAUGUGCUGCCCACCAAUAUGAUGCCGCCUGAUUUUUCACAAAUGCAACAGAGCAACAACAUGAAUCUGCCAAUGAUGCCUGGCUUCAACCCAUUCAUGAUGAAUCCUAUGAUGAUGGGCAUGGGCAUGGGUAUGGGCAUGAACGGGAUGAACGGGAUGGGCGCAAUGAACUUUAUGAAUCCGAUGAUGAUGAACGGCAUGAACGGCAUGAACGGCAUGAACCCGAGCAAUAUGGGAAACAUGGGCAUGAACUUCUCAGACCAGCAGAACUGGAAUGGGAACAUGAACCAGAAUCUAAACAACAACAUGAACCAAAACCAAAUCAGCGGCUACAACAAGUUUCCCAAUCGUCCCCACCGAAACCAGAACCUCCAGGCUCCCUCAAAACCGUCGACACCACAACAACCCGCCGGUCUCGUAGGGGUGCCCACCGGACCGAAGGCCAUGAGCCAGCAGAACCAAAAUCACAAGUACAACCCGAACCAAAACCAGCAGAACUUUUACCCACCGUCAGGACCAGCCGGGGGCAAGUUCUCGAAUCAGCAGCGGCAUACGGGCAAUGAGGAGGACAACGCCUACAUGCGGCAGCCGGUCAAUCCGCAUCGACAUACUAACCGGAACAGGAGGCCACGGCAAGCGGAUUAUAGGGAGCUGUAG